AUGGCUUGGCGAAGGCCCUUUGGAGACCGCGCUGCGGCGUCUGGCACCGUUACCGAGGGCCAGGUCGAACAGAUCUCCAAUGGAAGCGUUCAGUACAUCGGUGAAAAGGGCGGCAAUGAUGCACCUCCGACAUACCAAGACGCCUCCGGCGCGCCCGUUGAGAACAACUCACCUUUGGGGUAUUCCGUCGGGCCGGUUACGAUCACGUUGCUGAACAUCACAAUGAUGAUCGGUGCUGGUAUCUACUCAACACCACUUGUGUUCAACACCAAGUACGCUUAUUGGUUUUCCAACGGCGUAGGGAUCGUGAAGAUUUGCACUUUGCUUUUCGUCAUCAUCACUGGUUUCGUCGUUCUAGGCGGACACACAAAGGUUCAAGACCCCACGGCAAACUUCAAAGAUGCCUGGUCUGGUAGCUCUUCGGCUACUGCCUACGGCAUGACUACUGCACUUUACCGCAUCAUCUUCUCAUACGGAGGUUAUAACAACGCAUUCAAUGUUGCCAAUGAAGUGAAGAAUCCCGUCAGAUCCCUCAAGAUCUACGCUACCGCAGCUUUGACCACGGUCUACGUCCUUUACAUGUUCGCCAACGUUGCUUUCUUCGCUGCUGGUGAGCUAUGA
Colletotrichum chrysophilum is the source of this 621-nucleotide messenger RNA. RefSeq lists its product as uncharacterized. Gene Ontology annotation, cellular component: membrane. Bases 1 to 621 code for a protein of 206 amino acids. Gene Ontology annotation, biological process: amino acid transmembrane transport. The transcript has 4 exons. Lineage: Eukaryota; Fungi; Ascomycota; Sordariomycetes; Glomerellales; Glomerellaceae. Gene Ontology annotation, molecular function: L-amino acid transmembrane transporter activity. The record is from RefSeq and is a predicted model, not a curated record.